Messenger RNA from Dioscorea cayenensis subsp. rotundata (Guinea yam), 1398 nucleotides. Its product is annotated as protein-tyrosine-phosphatase PTP1. Gene Ontology annotation, molecular function: protein tyrosine phosphatase activity. The transcript is spliced from 8 exons. Gene Ontology annotation, biological process: protein dephosphorylation. The record is from RefSeq and is a predicted model, not a curated record. Lineage: Eukaryota; Viridiplantae; Streptophyta; Magnoliopsida; Dioscoreales; Dioscoreaceae. Bases 93 to 1115 code for a protein of 340 amino acids.
GUUGACGGAGUUCUUGGUCGCUUCUUUGGUUUUCCCGAGAGGUACAAACGGGGAACUCGGCCGCGCGCGGUGGUCGGCGUCCCUCGCCGGCGAUGGCAGCUUCGUCCUCCGCUCUCAACUCUCUCCCUUCAGGCUCCUCCUCUUCUGAUGCCUUCAAUCCUUCUCAUCUAUCGUCUGAUCCUCCUCCUUUGAUCCGGCUCACGCCCAAUCAGAUCAAGCACUGCUCCGAAGCCCUAGCUUUCUUCAAGAAGAAGCUCCGGUCUCCUGCCAAGAUCUCCCAGGAGUUUGACUUUCUUGAGGGGAUGAGGUCAAGAGAGGAUGAGGUCUCGAAGAAGUGCAGUGUUGCUUUUCAAGAAGUCAAUUUGAACAAAAAUCGAUAUAUGGAUAUCUUGCCAUUUGACAGUACUAGAGUUGUCCUUAAUUCAACCAAGGACAGUAAAUCUCUUGGGACUGGCUAUAUCAAUGCUAACCUUAUCACGACCACUUCCAUGGACAAGGUUUCACAAUUUAUUGCUACUCAAGGUCCACUUCGAGAGACUAUUGAUGAUUUCUGGGAAAUGGUAUUUCAGUGUCACUGCCCAGUCAUUGUAAUGCUUACAGUGCUUGAUAAACCCAAGAUGAUGAAAAAAUGUGCUGACUAUUUUCAAGAACAGAAUGGCCCCAGAGAAUUUGAGAAAUUUAUUGUCCUGACUAAGUGGACAAGAACAACUAAAUCUUCAUUGGUAUUAUGUUGCUUGGAGGUGAAGAAAAAACAGUCAGAGGAGGCUUUGUCUGUCCUCCAUAUUCAGUACCCUGAAUGGCCUGAUCAUGGAGUACCUGAGGGCACUCUUGCUGUUCGAGAAAUUUUCAAAAGGAUAUAUCAUCUGCCACCUAAUCUUGGUCCUAUAGCUGUGCACUGCAGUGCAGGCAUUGGGCGAACGGGUACAUAUUGUGCCAUACAUAACACAAUUCAAAGAAUUCUCAAUGGUGACAUGUCUUCUUUAGAUCUUAUUAAGACAAUUACUGAUUUCAGAUCUCAGCGCAUGAGAAUGGUUCAGACAGUGGAUCAAUUCUUCUUCUGCUACGCGGCCAUUGUUGAUGAGUUGGAAGACCUCGUAUCCAAGUCCAAUUACUAGUUAAGGUCCUCCUCGAUAACUUCAUCUGUGCUACACGGCAUUGUUAGUGUCUUAUCAUCAACUCUUUAUUAUUGACUCAGACAAGUUCAGCAGUCAAUUCUGUGAAUCACAUGAAGUGGAACUUACGCUGCAUGUCGGCCUUGCCAUAGCAUCGAAAAUUAUUUUGAAAAUGUGAUUAAGCAAACAGCAUGGAGCUCUGAUUUAAUUUAUUGUUUUUGUAACAAUCAUGCUAUAGGCAAAUUUAUUCCCCAUUUCUCAAAAUGGGGGUGCUAUGUUGUUUCAA